Molecule: messenger RNA, 1215 nt
Organism: Cylindrotheca closterium
Lineage: Eukaryota; Bacillariophyta; Bacillariophyceae; Bacillariales; Bacillariaceae
Source: the annotation of a GenBank genome assembly
AUGACGACACCGGCGAUUUUAUUCAACGACGUUCCAAGAAUCCACUUUUGGGGAAGCACAGCUCCAUACGAAGUUAGUGAAGAGGAUGGUUCACAUCCAUUGGGCGCUCCAGUAGAAGAUGAUGGACGAAUAGAGGAGCAUGGUCAAGAGGACACGGAACAUGAUGCUGGAGACGUCAUUGAAAACGACGGCGAGGACGGAUAUAUGGAAACCAUAUUUGCAGACCCUAACGUGGAUGAAUUCGUAAUGAUUCCAGCGAAUAUUUAUGGUGAAAGUCAAGAUUCGGAUUCCCGAUUGAACUGCCGGCGAAUCAAUGCAUCGACCGAGGAGCAAAACAAUGGAAUAAGCACUGGCGCGGAAGUCAAGAACGAAAACAUAUUUAGUGCAUUUCUUAAUCGGUGUCGGCUGUAUAUUGAGUCUCAAGAUGAUUCACCACGGCCCCAACAAGACAAGAAGCAGCCAUAUAUUCUUGGUAGCAAUAGACGAGCUCCAACUCGCAGCUCAACAAUCUAUAGCAGCUAUGAUUGGGUCUCGGAAGUAGUUGUCGACGAGGAAGGUCGCAGACUGAUUCUCCCUGGUCAAGUUGUUGUUAUGGGACAAGAAAGACAGGGGAACACCGCAUGUUUCAAUUCUGAUUCUCAGCAUUCUCCGUCUGCUUGUGAAACCGACUCGGAAAGUCCCGCAACAUCCAUUGCUAGACGGACAGAUUUGUCAUCCUUCUUCGAAACUUCUACCAUUAUGGUUUCCGCACACGACUUGCUUGCAACUCGAAACAGCAGCAAAAACAACAGCAGCAAGGAGCACUGUGAAUUGGAUUUUGAUCAAAUGCAUGGAGGGUCUCCACAGUCAUCGCUGACAUCGUCUCUAGGUUAUCAUACGGCAACGAUGAGUUCCAAAAUUGCUACCGGCCUGCAACGGUUUGCAGUCCAAAAGUUGGAUCGAGUUCAUCACAAUCUGGUCCACACUACUCAUCGUCUGACGAAUGGGGUCACAAGUCAGCUCCGAAAGGUGGAAAUGCGCUUCCAUAUCCUGGGCAUCGUAUCUGACAUUGCGAUAAUAAGUUGUGAUUGGUUAUUUCCAACGCCGCUAAGAGAGUUGGAAGAUGGCAUUGGUGCACCCAGGGAUCCUGUCGGCGACGCUUAUGUAUCGAUUGAAAUGGCAAUGCUCGAGACAGAUGAGACUUCAUCCUCAGGGUAUCAGCAAGAAAUUGUCUAA